AGUUUUUGUUUGAAUUUUUGUUGUCAUCAAAAUUAUGUAUUCAAACAAAGCCGAAAGGGAUCGAACAUUUCAACGAAUUGAUAAUAAUCAAAUUGAUUGGGAUGGAAUACGUUUUCCAUAUAAAUCUGUUUAUGGUAUACCGAAAUCUUUGAAUUGUGACGAAUCAAUUCAUGAAAGAUUUGAUCAAUGUGAAUAUUCAAUUCAACGAAAAUGGGAAGUUAGUAUACCGGAUUAUUUUUAUAAAACCAAAAAAUUUUGCUGUUUUGUUUGGGAAACAAUGGAUUGUGAGAUUGGUGUAGUGACACAAUGUUCACAAGAAUAUUCGGAAAAAUUAGCAUCCAAUACUAAAGAAACAUUUACAAAAGUAUGUGCUCAAAUUGUUGGUUCUGGUUAUGAUAUUUCGUCAUGUUGGUGGACAGCAGAACGACAAAAACAUGCAAUUAUUGCAGCCAUUGUUAUAGGUAUUAUCCUUGCAGUAAUUAUAAGCGCUUCAAUAUAUGGUUGUGUGUAUUGUCAUCGUAAAAAAGCUGCUGCUAAACUAGCAAAUGAAAUUGUUAAAGAUGGUAAAUUAUCACGACAAUCAUCAACAAGAUCAAUUAGUAAUAAAAAUGGUAAUAUUGCUGUCAUCAAAGACGGUAAAUUAUCACGACAAUCAUCAACAAGAUCAACUAGUAAUAUAAAUGGUAAUAUUGCUGUCAUCAAAGACGGUCAAUUAUCACGACAAUCAUCAACUAGAUCAACUAGUAAUAAAAAUGUUAAUAUUGUUGAUUCUGGUAAUUUAUUUGGCAAAAUUAGACAACCACCGGAAGGAUUACAACAACCGUCAUUAUCUCGUAACUCAUCGAUAAAUAAUUCAUCAACAUUAUUAAAUCAACCAAUACCUAACGUCGAACAACCACCAUCAAUACUUAAUGUUGAACAACCACCAUCAAUACUUAACGUCGAACAACAGUCACCAACGAUACUUAACGUCGAACAACCACCAUCAAUACUUAACGUCGAACAACAGCCACCAACGAUACUUAACGUCGAACAACAGCCACCAACGAUACUUAACGUCGAACAACCACCAUCAAUACUUAACGUCGAACAACAGCCACCAACGAUACUUAACGUCGAACAACCACCAUCAAUACUUAACGUCGAACAACANCCACCAACGAUACUUAACGUCGAACAACCACCAUCAAUACUUAACGUCGAACAACAACAAUCGACCGUCAAUAAACUAAAGUCUCAUAAACCAUCAAUAAAUUCAAUAAGUAAGAAUGAAAGUGGUAAUAUUUUGGAUAUUAAAGAUGAUAAAUUAUCACGAAAUUCAUCAAUAAAUUCAACAAGUAGUUUCAAAAGUGCUGUUGAUCCCGAUGAUUUAUUUAAACCGGAAGAAUUACCACAACCAUCAUUAUCACGUAAUUCUUUGAUAAAUGAAUCAUCAACAUCAUUAAAUCCACCAAUACUUGACGUCGAACAACCACCAACAAUACUCAACGUCGAACAACCACCAUCAAUACUUAACGUCGAACAACCACCAUCAAUACUUAACGUCGAACAACAACCACCAUCAAUACUUAACGUCGAACAACAACAAUCGACCGUUUUACCUUCAACUUUGAAAAAUGAUACUAAAGCACCAGAAUCAGAAUCAUGGUUUAAUAAAGUAAAAAAGAAUUUUAUUGACCAAACAAUAGACAAGUUUCGGUCUAAAAUUUUAACAUCAGAUCCAACACAAGAUGAUCCAUGGGCAACACCAAAAUCAUGGACGGAUAAACUAGGAUCUUGGCUAGCAGAUAAUAUUGCUGCAGAACUUGAAGAGGCUGAUUAUCUUAUUGACCCAAAUACUGGUGAAUAUCUUGCUCAAGCAUCAGAACCUGCACCGGCACCAGCUUCAUCAUCAAAACCAUCAUCAUGGACGGAUAUAUUCAAAUCUUGGCUAAGAACAAAUGUUCCUCCAGAAUUUGACGAGACUCAUGUUAUUGACCCAAAUAACAAUAGUCAAUUGCUUUCGCGAGCACCAGAAACAGCACUAGCAUCAACAUUAGAAAAAUCAUGGACGAAGAAACUAGGAUCUUUUGUAGCAGAAAAUCAAUCAACAUUUGCACCAUUAGCACCAUCAUCAAUUUAUGAACAAAUUAAACCUUGGAUACCAGAUAAAUAAUAUCCAGAUAUAAAUAUUAAUGAUGAUUAUAUGAUUGAAUCUUAAAAGGUUCCACCUACCAGCGAUGAUCAUAAUAUGCGUCGUUUUUAAAUAAUCAAAAAAUUCUAUGGGCUAUGGUUUAAGA
This is a messenger RNA of Dermatophagoides pteronyssinus (European house dust mite), 2279 nucleotides long. RefSeq lists its product as uncharacterized. Lineage: Eukaryota; Metazoa; Arthropoda; Arachnida; Sarcoptiformes; Pyroglyphidae. The record is from RefSeq and is a predicted model, not a curated record.